UCACACACACACAAAAUGAGAAGAAAGCUGGAUCUCUUACCUCAGCCGCCGCCGCCGCCAGUGUCAGCGGCGAUUGGAGGUGGAAUUGGAGAGACUAAUGGUGUUGGUAGUUCUUCUAUGACGUCGUCGCCGACGAAAGGGAAUCUGAACCCUAGCCUUCUCAUCAUCUCUCUCAUACUCAUGGCAGUGUUUUUUUUCUCCGUCUUACUCCACCUCCUCCUCCGCUACCUCAGCCGUUCUUCCUCCACCACCACCACCGUAUCAUCCGGCGAUCACAACGUGGCCUCUGCAGAUCACUCGCAUCACGCUCCCCGCAUCUCCAGCCGCCGCGUGUCUCCUGAAUAUCAAUCCUUGAUUGAUUCACUCCCACUUUUCUCUUUCGAUUCAGUCACUGGUCUGAAAAGCUCAUCUACUGUUGAUUGUGCUGUUUGUUUAUCCAAACUCGAACCUCACGAUAAGCUCCGUUUGCUUCCACUCUGCUGUCACGCCUUCCACGCUCAGUGCAUCGACACGUGGCUUGCUUCUAGCCACACUUGUCCUCUCUGCCGAUCAACAAUCUGCGUGAACGAAUCCGAGGAACUGGCAAAGCUCUCGUCUCUGUCUGCUUCCGGCGGAGAUAGUUUCCGAUUAGAGAUUGGAAGUAUCAGUCGCCGGAAUAGUGCCGCCGCAGAUUCUGGUAGUGUACCUAACUCUCGUAGGUCUUAUUCUAUUGGAUCAUUUGAGUACGUGGUGGAAGACGAUUCUGAAGUGAUGGUGGCGGGGUCCAUUCACAGGCAAGGAGGUUCUGACAAUAAUCUUGGGCGGAAGGAUAUAAACGGUGUGGCUUCUCCGGCUGCGGUGAAUGUGGCUGGGCCGGAGCCUCCAGGAGAUCAUGUAGCGGCGGAGGUUGCUAGUGGUGGGAGGUCGUGGUUGAAGGAUUAUGUGGAUAGGUUGGCUUCAUCGGCUUCGACGUCGUUUUCAUCUCGGACUCAAUCGUUUCGAUAUUCAGGUAGGAUUUUCACCGGCAGUAGUCGCCGGAGCGAUUUGUAUACAGGGAGUGGUCGUCGGAGCGGUGAUAAUGCCGUUGCCGGUUUUGGGGAAGUCGGGAGUUGGGAUUUGGAGGGAAAUUGGGUGAGCGAAGAAAUGGGGGGCUUCUUUCGGUGGCUGUCAGGGGUAUGACUGGUAAUUUCAGAUCAUAGUUGGGGCAAUUUUGUUGUGAACGAAAUAACAAGAAAUAGCCUCAAAGGUACUGUACAAAAUUUGGGAAUUUUUUUGUUGGGUUUAACUUCUU
This is a messenger RNA of Telopea speciosissima, 1270 nucleotides long. Its product is annotated as E3 ubiquitin-protein ligase ATL4-like. The transcript has a single exon. Lineage: Eukaryota; Viridiplantae; Streptophyta; Magnoliopsida; Proteales; Proteaceae. The record is from RefSeq and is a predicted model, not a curated record. The coding region runs from base 16 to 1158 and encodes 380 amino acids.